Styela clava is the source of this 1612-nucleotide messenger RNA. Lineage: Eukaryota; Metazoa; Chordata; Ascidiacea; Stolidobranchia; Styelidae. The record is from RefSeq and is a predicted model, not a curated record.
UUUUUGUCAUCGAAAGGAGUCAGUUGAAGAAGUCAACAACAAUCAAUAGAAAAAGUUUUUAAAAACAUUGAAAACAUUAAACGAACGCCAUUAUUAACUUCUCUAGUCUUGUUUCAAGCAAAAGAUUUUUUUUAUAGAAAUGGAAUUUCAGAGAAUGAGAAUUUUAGGAGUAGCAUUUGUUUUCUUUAUUUCGCAGAAUGAAGGAAAAUUAAUUGACACAUUGUACGUCGGAGACUAUGAAUUAACCUAUUAUAAAGAUGGAAAAGAUUUAUAUAUCGGCGGUGAAGAAAUUAUUAACGUAUGUGGAGUAAAAAUGCCUGGCUCAAGAUUGGUGAUUAUAGAUAAUGAAGAGAUACAUGAAGCAGUAAAAGAACUCUUGAAAAACAAUACAUCAGAUAAGUCCUGGAUUGGUGCAUUUAAAAAUAGAGAAACCGAGGAAUACUAUUGGAUGAACGGGGAAAAGCUUAAAGCCGGAUUUACUAAUUGGGCUGAGAAUGAACCAACUGACGUCUAUGUUGCAGAAUACGUGCAUGUCGCAUUUGUGUAUUCUGAUUUGAAGUGGUUUGGUGAGCCAAAUUUCUAUUACAAUAAACCUGGAUUCAUAUGUCAAACUAGAAUUGACAAACUCCAACCGUCGUACUACGCUGAACUUUCUUUCGGAGAUACAAACUCUACAAACACAAGCGUUCGAACUAUGGCCUAUUGGGACGCACAGAAAAUGUGCACAAAGAAUCAAAGUAGAAUUGUAGACAUUUUUAACGAUAGAGCGUUCUUUGAUAUUCGUGAAAAGUGUGCCAGUGACCCGACACUAAAGUAUUGGAUACGAAAAGGUGAAAACUCCAAAAACUGUUUAAUUAUGGGAAGUGAAGGGUGGUCACAAAAUGAUUGCGAUGAUCCGUCUAUUUAUCCCAUUUGUGAGAAAAUUCCACCAUGGGGCUUGAGAGUUUCCAACGAACGACCAGUUAUUAAGAGAAAAGAAAGCAUUACGAUUGACUGUAGAGCAUCAGGAUAUCCAAUUCCAAUGGUUGGUUGGCAACGAAAUGAUGAAACUGUCAGCGACGAUUUAGAUCAACGAAUCCAUCAGAUCAAAUAUGACGGAAUGUCUCGACUUGUGAUAACGAACGCCCACUCGUUUGACGAAGGAAGAUAUCAUUGCUUUGCCAAUAGUUCAAUUCAUUCUGUGAGAGGAUACGCAGAUCUCAGAGUUAUUUGUUUUGAUGAAGAACUCAGACCAGAAAGAAAAACAAUUGUGCAACAUAAUUUUACAACAUUUGAAAAAAAUUUCGGACAAAAUAAAAUAUCUGAAAGCAAUAAACCAAGUGCCGCUCUACCAUCAUUUGGUCGACCUUCAAUCAACAAUUCAGAACACUGGGUGUGCAGUACAUGGAAGUUCUCAGUUAUUGUAGCUUUUGCAGUACUCUGGUUAAUUGUUAUCCUGGCGUAUACAAUAUAUAUUUGUCAUUUCAAGAAAACAACAAAGUCGGCCGACCUGUUUAGAUUCAAUGCUCUUGAUGGUAAGUUAUAUUAUAGUAGGUUAUAAAUGUUUUAGCUUUAAUAACAAGCACAUUGGCAGUUUCACUAGCGAUUCCUUAGUCAAAGGGUAAAUCGCCAA